Messenger RNA from Gymnodraco acuticeps, 6321 nucleotides. It is a transcript of the gene efr3a, whose product is annotated as EFR3 homolog A (S. cerevisiae). Lineage: Eukaryota; Metazoa; Chordata; Actinopteri; Perciformes; Bathydraconidae. Gene Ontology annotation, cellular component: plasma membrane. The record is from RefSeq and is a predicted model, not a curated record. Gene Ontology annotation, biological process: protein localization to plasma membrane.
GAGUGUGUGGCUGCUGUGGGCCGCUGAGGCCGAGGUACAAACGCCUGGUGGACAACAUCUUCCCUGAGGACCCCAAAGAUGGCCUCAGUAAAUCUGACAUGGAGAAACUCACCUUCUACGCCGUCUCUGCUCCGGAGAAGUUGGACCGGAUCGGAGCGUACCUCGCCGAGAAGCUGAGCCGAGACGUGGUGCGACACCGAUACGGGAACGUGGUGAUCGCCAUGGAGGCUCUGGACCAGCUGCUGAUGGCCUGCCACUCUCAGAGCAUCAAACCCUUCGUGGAGAGUUUCCUGCACAUGGUGGCCAAACUGCUGGAGUCCAGAGAGCCGGACCUGCAGGUGCUGGGGACAAACUCGUUUGUGAAGUUUGCCAACAUCGAGGAGGACACGCCGUCGUACCACCGUCGCUACGACUUCUUCGUGUCCCAGUUCAGCGCCAUGUGCCACUCCACUCACGAAGACACUGAGACCAGAACCAGGAUCCGUAUUGCAGGGAUUAAGGGUCUGCAGGGCGUUGUGAGGAAGACGGUGAACGACGAGCUGCAGGCCAUCAUCUGGGAGCCUCAGCAUAUGGACAAACUGAUCCCCUCCAUGCUGUUCAACAUGCAGGACAGCGACGACCUGGACAGGGCGGGGCACCCCGGCACCCCCUCGGUGGGUCAGGAGGGAGAGGAGAACCCCUCAGCGCUGGCAGAGAGCUGCUUCAGAGAGCUGCUGGGACGAGCUGCGUACGGAAACAUGAACAACGCCGUCAGACCCGUCUUAGUCCACCUGGAUAACCACCACCUGUGGGACCCCAAUGAGUUCGCUGUGUCCUGCUUCAGAAUCAUCAUGUACUCCAUCCAGGCUCAGCACUCGCACCACGUGAUCCAGCAGGUUCUGAACCACCUGGACACCAACAACAAGAACACGCCGCGGGUCAGAGCCGGCAUCGUGCAGGUUCUGCUGGAGACCGUGGCCAUCGCCGCUAAAGGAUCUGUGGGCCCCACGGUGCUGGAGGUGUUCAACACUCUGCUGAAACACCUGAGGAUGAGCGUGGACUUUGAGACAGGAGAAGGUUUGAGGAGGAACUCGAGCAGCAGCGUUUCCUCCGGACGCAGCAAAGAGAGCGAGGAGAGGAUCGUGCAGAACGCCAUCAUCCAGACCAUCGGCUUCUUCGGGGGAAACCUGCCCGACUACCAGCGAGCUGAAGUCAUGAUGUUCAUUAUGGGGAAAGUGCCCGUCUACGGGACCCCCUGCCACACUUUGGACACCGUGAAGAUAGGGCAUCAGGGAACCAAGAGGAUCCAGACCAUGCUGCUCAGCUCCCUCAUCAUGGUGACCUCCUCCUUCAAGUCCAAGUCGAUGGCGGCGGCUCUGUCCCCCCCCUUCCUCGACCCUCUGUUCUCCAUCUCUCUGAUGGAGGACGGAGAGCUGCGUCAGCUGGUUCUGGAGAUCCUGCACAACGUCAUCGAUCGCCACGACAACCGCGCCAAGCUACGCGGCAUCAGAAUCAUUCCUAACGUUGCAGCGCUGAAGAUCAAGAGGGAGAAGAUCUCCAAGCAAGACGUUGCAUUCAUGAAGAAGCACGGGCAGCAGCUUUACCGCCACAUCUUCCUCGGCUGUAAGGAGGAAGAUAACGGUCAUAAAAACUUUGAGCUGCUCUUCACCACGCUCGCUGUCCUCACCAUCGAACUGGCCAACGAGGAGGUGGUGAUCGACCUCAUCCGCCUCUCCAUCGCUCUGCAGGAUAUGGCUCUGACUAACGAGGAGAACCUCCCGAUGUUGACCCGCUGUGCCGUCCUGGGUCUGGUGGCAGCGUACCUGAACUUCCUGAGUCAGAUGAUCGCUAACCCGCCAUUCUGCCAGCACGUCAGCAAGGUGAUUGAGCUGAGGACCUUGGAUGCUCCGUUCCUCCUGCCAGAGCACGUCUUCAAAGACAAGUGUCCCCUCCCUGAGUCUCUGGAUAAAGAGGACAGACUUCUCUACUUCCAGACCGUCGAUAUGAGCGAGUGUUUAGCCGGACCGGGGUACAACGCUGAGAGACUUUCCAUCCCCUAUGUUCCCCAGGUCACAGAUAAAGACCGGAUGACGAGGAGGAAGAGCUACGUGGACACCAUCUCUCUGCAGGUGGACAUCAUCUCCAACAUCCUGCCUGACAAGUCCCAGCUGGCCGAGGAGAUCACGUUCGAGACGCUGAAGAAAGCCAUCGACACGACGGGGGUGGAGGAGCAGGAGCGGGAGAAGAGGCGUCAGCUGAUGGAAAAGUUCCAGAAAGCUCCGUUUGAAGAGAUCGCCGCUCACUGCGAGUCCAAGGCGAACUUGUUGCACGACCGUCUGGCUCAGAUCUUCGAACUAACCAUCAGACCCCCCCCCAGCCCUUCAGGGGUCGUCUCCAUUUCCUCCGGACACAAUCAGUCCGUCCCCGUCUACGAGAUGAAGUUCCCCGACCUGUGUGUGUACUGAUCACACACACACACACACACACACACACACACACACACACACACACACACACACACACACACAGUGAUAUAUCAGCAAACUGCUAGGAAGAACUACACACUCUGCACUGUCGUUUCCUCAGACCAGCACAGUGUCGCACAAAAUGCAGAAAAAAACUUUAAUCUGAAAAUCCAAACAAAGCUCAGUUUAUAACCUCCAGUUAGUUCAACAGCCUUUUAAUUGAAAACGGUACAAAAAAUAACACAAUUCUGUUAAAAUCUACUUUAAAAACUUGGAUUUUCUGAUUGCUGAUUUUCUGCAUUUUGUUGCCUGAAGCUAAACUAAUAAUAAGAGUCACGAAGAACAAACUAAAGCCACCAUCUUCCACUCCUUAGUGUUUAGAUGCUGACACAUGCCACUAUCAAAGGCUUCCCACCUUGUACAUACGCUGUAGGGUAAAUCAAUCGCUCGCUACACGGAUAGAACCACUUUAAAGCUUAAACACGUGCGUCUAGUGUUAGCUGUGAUGCUAACUCAGAGCCAGCUUCUGUUCUCAUGUCUCUCAAAUAAAGCUAAAUGUUAAAUAUAUCAGUUAUCAGAACUGAAUGAACGUGUGCUAGAAGGUAGAUUAGAUCUUAAGCUCUUAAAGGUAACCCAAGCACCUGAAACGGGCUUCAAGACGCAGCUAAGUUUCACGAGAGGAAACUGAAAUCGAGAGCAAUACUAAAGACGUGGUGAGAAAGUGUUCAGGACAGACGGCUCGCUCAUAGUUGGUGAUUUCCCUCGUUCUGUAGUGUUGUAGGUUUUAGUGCAUGUCAAUGGUCUGAAAGGGCAAACUAAAGGUCUGGAAAAUAUCACUUUGGAACCCUUGCGCUCCUAUUGGCUAGCGCUUCAACACAUUGUACUUGAUAGGCUAAGGGGCGGGACAUCUAUAAGUGGUUGACCAAUCACAACAGAGCGAAACAAUUAUGAAAAAGGUGCAGAAAGAAAAAAAAUCCUGUUGAUUUUUCUUUCAAACUUUGAUCCUAAAUCCACCGAAAGAUGAUUUUUAGGUGACGGAAAGUUACAUUCGGGUCCUGUUGCACGUUUAGUACAUAAUGAAAUAGUGAAAGAUGGAAAGUGAGUGAAGGAGACGAGGAAGAGGCCGUUUGUGUCGGGAUGUUUGUGAUUUGAUCGAGUACGUUUCAGAUGGUUUGGGAAGUUAAAGGAUGUGGAAUCACCAACAUGAGCUGAAGCGUUUGAUCUCUAACAGGAAGUCAGUCUUCUUCAGGAUCAGCUUGAGAGUCUGUUUCCACCUGGUGUGAAAUCAUCUGUAUCUGUACGCCUCACCCCGAUCAGGAGCAAUACAUGUGACUGCUGCAGAGCACACUUUGCAGUCCCAGCUGUUUGACCACUGCCAUGCUUUUCCAUCAUGAAACUCUUCUGGCUUCACAACAUGAGCUGGACUAAUAUGCACGUCUGAGGCUCCUAAAUGUUGAUGAUGCAUGAUGGGAAAGUGUGCAUCGUGCAAGCUGAUUGGCUCUUUAAUAUGGGGGUAACAGAAAACAACAACAAGAACCUUUUCAAUUGACACAAGAAGAUUUGACAGCUUUUACAAGUAACAUUUUACAGUUCAUCUCAAAUGAAGUGUUCCAUGUAGUGUCAGCGAAGUCCUCAGUCAGGCAGACAGCAGGCCUUCGUUUCAGAGCCAUUAACGUCGCUAAAAAGCCUAAAUAAUCUUGUUGAAAACGUGUGGAAAUCAAACUACAAUCCCAUAUUAUUUACAGACUUGCUUCGUCCGACACAUGAUAGAUACACAUUAUAAUUAUUGCUACAAUUAAUGUGAGAAACCCACUUCUUCGCAGAGUCAAAGUCCAGUAACAGUGUGUGAACAUCCAUGGGGUCUUUUGCCAAAACUGUAAAGAAAUAAAGGCAAAAAUACCAGGAAAUAAGGCCUUUAAAAGUCAUUUAACAUCCAAUGUGGUCCAUUUAGAAGUCAGAGAAGGAGUCCCUUUGGAGCUGGAGUUCAAAUGAAUAAAAGCACGACAGUUAAAAGUUGGGUUUCAUAGUUACAUCUCAAAUUAGAUCUGGUCCGAUAGUCGUCACAUGACCCUUAUCUUAACUCUUCACCUAAAUGCAGCGUGGAGAUCAUGUUUCAGCUUUUAAAGGUUGAGUUUAUCGCUUAAAAAGCAAUGCAUUUUGAUGCUUUUGCUUUAAAAACGAGUGUUUCUGACUCUCCUGAUCAGCGGGGUGUAGUUGCAUUAAAGAGCAGGAUUAUCGUAGGACAGACGCCUCUAAAAGAUGAUUUUCACACUUAAUUUCUAACCAAAUUUGGUCGGUUUCCAAGCAAUAAAGUAGUCCCUCUUUGGCUGAUUUGAAAAUGGAUGUUUGUGGUCGGAUUGUGCUUCAGAUACAGAUGUGUGUUUAAAACCAGGUUCAAACAGUCUUUGUUCUGCAGACGAAGCUAAAUAAACGUAUGAGUGGUUUGAAGUGAGUUUACCUGCAGAGUCCUCCAACAGAGUCCUCCAACGUGAGAAAGCGCGGAGGCGGAGCUAUGAGCCUCAAAUAAGUGAAGAAAGCCUUUUGUAUUCCCCGUGUAUAAAGCCCGUCCUCCACGACGCAUCAAAGUGAUUCUAUCUUUUAGAAAUCCACGCUGCUUACCGUCACAGCACUACGUUAAAAACAUGCAUCAUGUGAACCAGCUAACAUAUCACGCUAACUUUCAAAUCCGACUUUUCUCCGAGGUGAUCACAAAGGAGCCAGCGCAGUGCACACGUCACUGAUUUCACUCUGGAGGAAAGUCCGACUGGUUUUAGCUAUAGAGUUAUUUCUUUAGGAAUGUGUCAUUAAAGCGGUGUUUCAUAUAUAUUUUUGUACAUGUUAUGCAUCACGUGCGGUCACGCUGUUGCCGGGUAGAGAUUUAGAGAGAUUUAUUCUGCAGAUCACAUUCAUCCAGAUGACGAUGAACGCUGAUCUGUUUUUAUUUUACAUGACAUGUGUUUGUUGUUUAUUGAAGAUGACGGUUCAGGGUUUCAAUGGGAUGGUGGGAGAAAAGAUCCCAUUCAUGCUUCCUUUCUUUGUCGGAUCCAUCGCAUCAUUUCAAAAUGCUGACUCGCUAUAUUAUAUCUAUGGGCACUUAUUUUUGCCGGAAGUAAAUCUGUGCUUAUUUUAGCAUUUCAAUUGUGUUUUCUUGCACGGAAGUUGCAGCUCCAGAUGUCAAAGUAUUCAAUAUUAAAGCUUUAAAUUCACUUAAUUUUGCAAAGACAGUUUCACUAUUCUGCUCACGAGGAAAUGUCUGUGUUUUUAAAAAACGACUUUAUUUAAAAAGAGAACGGACAUUUCUUAAAACUGCUUUCAGCUUUGUGUUUAUUUUCCAGCGGCUCCAGGAUUCACAUGAUCUGUAAAUGCAUUUAGAGUUAUAAGGUUUAUUUCAGAGCCGUUUGUGUCCUUUCAAUGCAAAAACAAUUCAGUGCCCGUUGUUUAAUCCGACAGAUAUUUAGAGUUAGUUGCACGAUAAAUACUUAGCUCAGAAAGAUCAAAGUUCUGCUCUGUUCAAUUGGCUGAAAUCUGAAUCUGACACCGUCUCUAAUUGAGUGAAUCUGAGCUGCAACUUCUAGUCAGUAAAAUAAAAAAGGUGUAAUAAUAAUAAAGUAUAAAUCAGUCUGUGAAUGUACUUUUGAUAAAGCACACUUGGCUCAUUUAGACGGUGUGCAAUGUGUUGAUGAAAUGAGAUGCUGAACAUUAAGCGUCAUAAUGAAAUAUGGUGUUUGCACUUUGAUCACUGUGUUCUGGUACUAUAGCAAAAUAAAUCGCACAGAUUCAUGUCGGUACGGUUUGAUCAUUCGAGGUAUUUUCUCCCAUAUCGUUCAGUCUGUUGUAUCCAUGAAGAAAUAAUAAAGAAUAACAACGACGAAAAAAA